AUGGGUCACACAUCAGAACCAGACAGCGGGAUGAAAAGGGCCGCCGAGGUGUCGGAGGCCAUGUUAUCGGUACCAGGAUACGCGGAUGACUCCAUGUUCUUUACCGUCCGCUACGGACACAAAGCCAAGGAGACGCUGAGGAAGUGCGAUUAUGACGAGUUGAUGGAAACCCUGAACAAAAUGACAGCGUUAUGGGUAAAGAGUGGAGGAGGCGGUGCCAAGCCAGAACCCGGCGCCGAGGAACGACAUGCCCAAAUCAUGGAGCUGCGGAGGCAUUGCUUGGAGAUUAUCAAGGACUUCCCCGACCUCGUCCGAGACUUUGACCGAUUCCACGCCAGCUCCAAGGCUGCCCUGUCAGCAGUCAUGCGAUCCAACACCUAG
Metarhizium brunneum ARSEF 3297 is the source of this 381-nucleotide messenger RNA. RefSeq lists its product as uncharacterized. NCBI's taxonomy places the organism in Eukaryota, Fungi, Ascomycota, Sordariomycetes, Hypocreales, Clavicipitaceae. The record is from RefSeq and is a predicted model, not a curated record.